This is a messenger RNA of Dioszegia hungarica, 1062 nucleotides long. RefSeq lists its product as uncharacterized. NCBI's taxonomy places the organism in Eukaryota, Fungi, Basidiomycota, Tremellomycetes, Tremellales, Bulleribasidiaceae. The record is from RefSeq and is a predicted model, not a curated record. The transcript has a single exon. Bases 1 to 1062 code for a protein of 353 amino acids.
AUGAAACCCGACACACUCUCCAUACUCACCUCCGCUCCCCUCUUCUCCUCUAUCCUAUCCUACACCCCCCGUUCAACACUCUCCACCUGCCUCCGCGUCUCGCCCUCCAUCUCCCACAUGGCCGCGUCGAUUCUAUACCGCGACAUCUCCCUCAUCCACAUUCUCCCACCCGCCAUCCACUCCCCUCCGUCCGUCGACACCCGCUCCCCUUUUCUUCAGUAUGUCCGCACCCUCCGACUCCCUCCUCACCUGCUAUACGAUCCCGCCCUAUGCACCGCCUCCAUCGCGCACAUGAUCCGCCUCAAGACCGUCAUCGUCCCGGGGGACUGGCAGGGCUGGAUCCUCUGCCCGAACGCCCUUCUACCCAUCUUUGGCUGCCCAGUUACUCACUUCCGCGGGCUCAGAAUUUUAAUAACGGGCCUCAAGUCCCCAGCCGGACUCAUCAACGAUGGUCUCCUCCAAUCCGACCUCCUCUCCCACGCGACAGAAGUCAUACUCAGCAUAGACUACCUCAAUCCCGUAUACCGCGGCCCCAGACAGCGCGUCACGGCAGCAAUGGGCGGUCCGCGCUACUCCACCGACCUGCCCCAGAGCGUCAAGAAGCUCACGAUACUCUUGCCCGCGGGGCAGCAGCAGCAGCCGAGGAUGAGACUCCCAGCGGGGUUCGAUAUGGGUGCGGACUCGGGCUUCUUUCAUACGCCCCAUGGACCGGGGUCUGGGCCGGAUCUGGCAGAGUGGGGAACGUACAAAGGGGCGGCGGAUGCGGCGCCGGAUUUGGCGAGGGUUAUUACCGGGAGGAAGGAGGGAUGUCAAGUGCUCAUUGUCAUGGAGGACGGAGAUGAGGCGGGGGCGGUGGAUGGUGGCGAGAAUGAAGCGGGAGGCGGGAAGCUGCAGGAGCUGAAAGAGAGAACAGAGAGACUUGUUCAUGGUAUCCUAGGAAGCCAGGGGUCGGAGGAUGGUACUGCAGACGGGAGGGCCGAGGUCAAGUGGAUGAGCGCAGAUGAGUGGGAAGGCCGGGAGGAGAUGGAGAGGCUGCUCCCGAAGAAGAGUAGUCCAGUGUAG